AUGAUGAUCCCCAGCGUGCUCGCUCCCGCAGCUCUGUAUCCAGGACUGUACCGCUCCUGCGCGCUCCCACUGCCGCACGCUCUCCCGCCUCAGCGCAGCUUUCUGGUGGAAGACCUACUACGCAUGCGCACUGCACCAUCUGCGUGCACGAACCACGCAUCCCCGCAACCGCAAGUUGAACCUAAAACCUCCAAAGAUCCAACGUUCCUGAAGUUUGGAGUCAGAGCGAUUCUGGCGCCGUCUCCUAAAACAGCCUCUCCUCCUCCUCCCAUGGUCCACAAGUCUUUCCACUUUCCCUGUUUUGAGGCCGCUCUGCACCCGGUCUUCAGGGCGCCGUACCUACCAGCCUCCCCGGUGGUGCCGAUGCCGGGGACCUUCUCAUGGCCGCUGGUGUCUCGGGGGAAGCCGCGGCGAGGGAUGCUGCGUCGCGCCGUCUUCUCCGACGUUCAGAGAAAAGCUCUGGAGAAAAUGUUCCAGAAGCAGAAGUACAUCAGUAAACCAGAGCGCAAGAAACUGGCCGGAAAACUGGGGCUCAAGGACUCACAGGUGAAGAUCUGGUUCCAGAACCGCAGGAUGAAAUGGAGGAACUCAAAGGAGCGGGAGCUGCUGUCGUCGGGCGGAUCUCGGGAACAGACUCUUCCCACGAAGUCCAACCCUCACCCGGACCUCAGCGACUGCUCCCAGGACCCGCUGCCUGAUGACCACUUCCUGGACAGUCACAUGACCCUGGCAGGCUCCUCCCCCUCCUCCAGACACUCAGACUCAGACUCAGACGACGACAUCACCGUGAACUAA
This is a messenger RNA of Knipowitschia caucasica, 795 nucleotides long. The record is from the annotation of a GenBank genome assembly. NCBI's taxonomy places the organism in Eukaryota, Metazoa, Chordata, Actinopteri, Gobiiformes, Gobiidae.